Molecule: messenger RNA, 1010 nt
Organism: Myotis myotis
Lineage: Eukaryota; Metazoa; Chordata; Mammalia; Chiroptera; Vespertilionidae
Gene: CXCL17
Product: C-X-C motif chemokine ligand 17
Exons: 4
Coding region: 198-554 (118 amino acids)
Biological process (GO): positive regulation of monocyte chemotaxis; positive regulation of vascular endothelial growth factor production; positive regulation of macrophage chemotaxis
Source: RefSeq, a predicted model, not a curated record
GCACAUGGUCCAACCUGUUACCUAACAAAGCCAGCGUCACUUACCUGUUCUCCUCAAAUGGGAACACUGGCCUAGGAUUAAAGCACAAACCAACAAGCCAAGUACGGUGGCCUGAGUCAUCCCAAGAAGUCCGGAGCCUCUAAGUGGGAACCUUCCAUACCCUCUUCAAGCAAUUUACAGCAGCACCAACAGUCACAAUGAAAGUUCUAAUCUCUUUUCUCCUGUUGCUGCCAUUAAUGCUGAUGUCCGUGGUCUCUAGCAACCCAAAUCCAGGAGUCGCCAGAGGCCACAAGGACAAACGCCAGGCUUCUGGGAGGUGGCUCCAGGAAGGUGGCCAAGAAUGUGAGUGCAAAGAUUGGUUCCUGAGAGCUCCUAAAAGAAAACUCAUGGCAGUGCCCAGGCUUCCAAAAAAGCAGUGUCCCUGUGAUCAUUUGAAGGGCAACAUGAAGAAAAACAGGCACCAAAGCCACCACAGGAAGCCAAACAAGCACUCCAGAGCCUGCCAGCAAUUUAUCAAACGCUGUCAGCUAGCAAGCUUUACUCUGCCUCUAUAGGAACUCUGAGAGCCUGCUCUCCCAAUGAAACAUUCUUAGUCAAAAGAGAAUGUUCUUCUCCCACCUCAACUCCCUCUCCUUGUCCCCACCCUCUAAAUCAUUUCAGGGUUCUCAAAAAGCAUUUUUCCCAAGAUUAUUUUGAUUAUUGUUCCCUCUAGUGCUUUUUCUUGUCAGUCUUUUCCUGUACCCUCUCAUUACUCAGGCUUCAUUUAAACUUAAUUACCUGAAAGAAACCAGGAAUCCUGGCUCCCUAGCUGGUUCCAUCUGACCUUAAAUACAACCAGGCAAGUAGCAAACAUAAGUCAAUAAAUAAUUUUAGAUGUAAUAGGGCCCAGUGAAUGUGGCUCAUGGUUGAGGGUCAACCUAUGUAUGAAUCAGGAGGUCAUGGUUCUAUCUGGGUCAGGGCACAUGACCAGGUUCCAGGCUAGAUCCCCAGUGGGGGGCAUGCAGGAGUCA